Molecule: messenger RNA, 2817 nt
Organism: Danaus chrysippus (African queen)
Lineage: Eukaryota; Metazoa; Arthropoda; Insecta; Lepidoptera; Nymphalidae
Source: the annotation of a GenBank genome assembly
AUGGCGGAAAUAGUGUACCCGCAAGGCUGCCGUCCUAUUACCGAUGACCUAGGACCAGACGAGCUUGUGAGAAGACUUAAGGCUCUAGCACACACACUUCAAGGUCUCGGUCAAGAUGAGGGCAUGUACCAACAGUACAUACCCCUGGCCUUGCACCUCGCGGACGAGUUCUUCCUCAGUCAUCCGUCCCGUGAUGUACAACUCCUGAUAGCCUGCUGUAUAGCUGAUGUUCUCAGGGUGUACGCGCCGGAGGCUCCAUACAAAGACCAGGAACAGGUGAAAACCAUAUUCCUGUUCCUAAUAAAUCAACUACAGGGUCUUCGUGACCCCAAAGACCCGGCCUUCAAACGUUACUUCUACCUACUGGAGAACUUGGCUUACGUUAAAUCAUUCAACAUGUGCUUCGAACUAGAAGACUGUCAGGAAAUAUUCUGCGCUUUAUUCUCACUUAUGUUUAAAAUUGUCAAUACGGAACACUCUUCGAAAGUGAAAUCUUUCAUGCUUGACGUUCUCUGUCCUCUCAUCACUGAAUCAGACGUAGUGUCCAAUGAACUCCUCAAUGUAAUACUAUUGAACCUGGUGGAACCAAACAAAAGGGAACACAAACACGCUUACACACUAGCCAAGGAACUUAUUAUAAAGACAAGCGAAACGCUGGAACCUUAUAUACAAGCUUUCUUUAACCACGUCCUGAUUUUGGGUAAAGAAGAGAAAAAUCUUCUAAUAUUUUCCAAAGUGUACGAAUUAAUAUACGAGUUGAAUCAGUGCUGCCCGUCUGUUUUGCUGUCCGUGCUGCCACAGUUGGAAUGUAAAUUAAAAUCAGCACAAUUCCACGAGCGUUUAUCAGCGGUUGCUCUGCUCGCUAGAAUGUUUUCCGAGCCGGGGUCGGAGCUAGCCAAGCAAUAUCCGGCUUUAUGGCGAGCGUUUUUAGGUAGAUUCAACGAUAUAUCGGAUCAGAUAAGGAUAAAAUGCGUACAAUACUGUAUGCACUUCCUGGUGCAUCAUCCGGACUUGAGGAAAGAUAUCACGGAUACAUUGAAGAUGAGACAGCAUGACGCGCAGGAACAAGUCCGCUAUGAAGUCGUCAUGGCUAUUAUAGCGACCGCACAAAGAGAUUUCAAAGCGGUCGCAGCCUCCGAAGAUUUAUUGCAUUUCGUCCGCGAGAGGACUUUAGAUAAGAAGUUCAAGAUACGCAAAGAAGCUAUGUCCGGUUUAGCUAUGAUAUAUAAGAAGUUUUUAACAGAAGAAUCUGUCCCUCCCGCCACGGAGAAGGCUGUGCAGUGGAUAAAGGAUAAAAUAUUACACGGUUACUACAUGACGGCUUUAGAAGACAGGUUAUUAGUAGAAAGAUUAUUGAACACGUCACUAGUACCAUACACACUGCCGCCAACGGUUAGAAUGAAGAAGUUAUACUAUCUAAUGUCGAAUGUAGACGAUAACGCCACUAAAGCAUUCAUAGAACUGCAAAAACAUCAGCUAGCUGUGAGACGUACUGUAGCUGAGUGGGUCGACUUACACAGAAAACCUCCCACACCGGCGGUACAGAAGGAAAUGAUCUCUAAAGUGUUACACAUAAGCUCCAAAUUCCUACCAGAGUCAGUCAAAGCUCAGGAGUUCUUGAAUAAAUUCUCGAAUCAUAUGAAAAAAGCACCGGAGUUAUUGCAAGGGAUGGAGACGAUAUUGAAUCCUAAUGUCAGCUGCGAAGUUUGUGUUCGCACUACUUCAAGUGUCUUAAAGAAAUUGGGUCAGCCAGUCAUGACAAAUCUAUAUUACAAUACAGUCAAAAUGUUGUUGGAACGAGUUAGUUCAGUCAUGGUUGACCACGAGUCACUGCUCAUACUAGUUGGAUAUGUAGAGGGCGCUGUGAGAGGGAACGACCCAUCGAUAGCAGAGGAAUGCUGUAUCGAUCUAAAGAAGGCUGCAGAGCGCGGCCUAAAGCUGCUCGUUAUGUUGUCGUUCGUGUUCCCCGCUCACUUCCUGCACGAGGACGUGCUGCAUCGACUCACGGGGCUGUUGGAGCUAGAUGAGGAGAAUGUAGCGCCUCACGUGCUAGCCGCGCUCACCUUCCUCGGGAAAUAUAGACCGCUGAGCGAGGCAUGUCCAGCGUUGUUCCCGAAACUUAUAACGCUAUGCAAAGCUUAUGCGGAGGUCGGUACGCCGAAACAAGCCAAAAAUGCAGUCAGAUGCCUUUUCGUCAACGUCCCUGAUCAAAGAUCCCAAAUUUUCACGGAUAUACUAGAAACAUUGAAAACUACAUUAAGUCCCCACUCGGAACAUUACCGCACGGCCAUCGUAACACUCGGACACAUAGCACACAACUUACCAGAUAACUUCCCUGUGCAAAUAAAAAAUAUUGUAUCUAGGAAGAUAGUAAAAGAGCUGUUAGUGCGUGAAGGCGGCGGCGGAGCCAACGCUCCGGAAGGCGACUGGUGUCCGGAGGAAGAUCUGCCUGAGGAGACUCGCUGCAAGCUGGAGGGUCUGAAGUGUAUGGCUCGCUGGCUACUGGGUCUGAAGAGGGACGAGCUGUCCGCGCAGAAGACCUUCAGGAUGCUGAACGCGUUCAUAGUACAUAAGGGAGAUCUGCUACAGCAGAAACAGUUGUCCGGAGCUGAGAUGGCUCAUCUUAGACUAGCUGCGGGUGCUGCCAUGUUAAAGAUAUGUGAACAGAAGGGUGUUGGAGACCAGUUUACAGCGGACCAGUUCUAUAACUUGUCACAUCUCAUGGUGGAUAGUGUACCACAAGUUAGAGAGGCAUUUGCAGCUAAACUUCACAAAGGAUUGUCAAAAGUAAGGAUUAUCACAACAUACAUUGUUUAA